AUUAUUAGUUAAUCUUGAUGUCGGUGUGAUUCAUUCAAUCAUAGAGGUUACACAAACUUUACAAAUAAACAUAUUAAAGAUCUUGUUCCCUCCGUUGAAGUCUUAGUUGUAGUUCUAUUAUUCUAAUGCCUGCACGUGUAUCUCCCACUCCAUAGACAACUUCAUAAAAACAGAUUUAAGAUAUUGGAAUAAAUUAUGCUUGGAAUCCAGCAAUGGGAAACUUCCACCAAACCCCCAUGCUUUGUAGUAGGAAUGCUUAUAGCAGUUUCUUCUCUAUGUAUGUAUGUAUAUAUAUGCUCAAAUCAGACCCCCAUAAGAUCAAAAAACAAAAGCAUCUUUAACAAAUAACAACCCACCAUCGAAUUUAAUUCACAAAUGGCUCAGCUUUUCCUUCUUUGUUUGUUUUUGAUAAAUGCUUUUGUGGCUAUGGCGGCCAGUGGAAAUGCUCCAGCUCCGGCUCCUGGAGAACCAUACAAAGCUGAAGCACCCACAAUAAGGAAACUUGGAAAGCACCAACUAUUGAAGACCUUUGACAAUGCACCGGCUUCAAGCCCAUCCCAAGCGCCCCACACUAAAAAGAACAUGCACCCCACUGUAGGAAGCCCCUCUGCAGAUCACACAGCAGCCAUUACUGAACCAAACAAAGAAGAAAACGUGAGUGUUGAUGGAGAGGCCAUUCACCUACAAAAUCAUCAUCAUCAUUCCAUGGACAAAUCCGUAGCAGGGGGCGGUGUAAUCCUUGGAGGUCUUGCCACAACUUUCUUGGUGGCUGUUUUUUGCUAUAUAAGAGCCACUGGAAGACACAAACCAGAGACGCAUCAAAGUAAUAAUGAAAACCAGUAAUUGAAUUGUACGCAUAUGAAAUUACAUGGUAUUGUAAAUGCCACCCUUCUUUUUAAAAAUUGUAAAGGAAAUUACGAAUUGAAAACGUCUGCAAUUUACUUCUACCAAA
Messenger RNA from Gossypium raimondii (Peruvian cotton), 952 nucleotides. RefSeq lists its product as uncharacterized. The record is from RefSeq and is a predicted model, not a curated record. NCBI's taxonomy places the organism in Eukaryota, Viridiplantae, Streptophyta, Magnoliopsida, Malvales, Malvaceae. The coding region runs from base 376 to 843 and encodes 155 amino acids. The transcript has a single exon.